CUACCUUUAAAAAACGACCAAAACAAUCGGAACCCAACAAAAAAUAUGCUCCUCUCGUCCCCUACACCCUGAGAUCUUUCACCUAAAAAAAAAGAAAUCGUCGCUUUCAAAUCUUCUUCGAGUGAAAACCAUAAAAACUUGGAAAAGAUUGCCAAGCACAUCCCAAUUGAGAUUCCUCUCGGUUGCUCCAUAGAUAUAAGAGCCAAAACCACCACAACUCGAGCAGAGAGAUAAAAUAAACCGAAGGGUUGCGAAAACAGAUAAUAUAUAUUAUAAUCGCAAAUGCAAGAAUGAAAAACCUGGCAAAUACCCUGACACAAUUCCCAAAACGGGCCCUCGAUCUCGACUGGAUACUCCUGCUUCUCGCCCUAUCAUUCCUAGCCUACGUUUCUCUCUCAUCCUCCCCAGCCUCUCUAUCCAUCUCUCUCCGCAGUUUUCCCCCCUUCAAAUCCAAAUUUGGCGGCCGUGCCCCGACCCGACCCGAGAGCCCGUUAAACGGGUCGAGAAUCGCCGUUUGUUUGGUGGGCGGGGCCCGCAGGUUCGAGCUGACCGGGCCGUCCAUUGUGGAGAGGAUUCUCCGGGUUUAUGAAAAUUCGGAUCUUUUUCUCAACAGCCCAUUUGAUUUGAACGCGUACAAGCUUCUGCUGUUGAACGAUGCACCCAGAAUAGCUGCUGUCAGAAUAUUUAAACCCGAACCCAUACCCGAGACUGAGUCGGAGGUCCGGGUUUUGUCGGCUGCCGACUCGCCCAACGGCAUACAGGGCUUGUUGCAAUAUUUCAACCUUGUAGAAGGCUGCCUAAAUAUGAUCAAAGCAUAUCAAAAAGAGAAAAACUUCACUUAUGACUGGGUCAUCCGAACAAGAGUGGACGGGUACUGGUCCGCCCCACUGGCGCCCGAAAACUUCAUUCCAGCCAAAUAUUUAAUUCCGCCAGGUUCGUCCUACUAUGGCCUAAACGAUCGAUUUGGAGUAGGAGACUACAAUACCUCAGUUGUAGCACUUUCGAGGCUCUCCUUAAUCCCUCAGCUGGAAUCGGCUGGAUUUACCCAACUCAACUCCGAGUCUGCUUUCAAGGCCCAACUCACCACCCAAAAGGUUGAAUUCACCACCAACCCUCUGCCAUUCUGUAUAGUGACUGAUCGCAAAUAUGAGUUUCCUCCGGCCCGGUUUGGGGUGCCCGUGGCCGCGCUGUCGAGCCCGGGCCCACUUAAUGGCGCCAAGUGCAGGCCUUGCCGGCCCGUCUGUACUGGAUCUUGUGUUGGGCCUAUCAUGAAUGGGCUUGCUAGAAACUGGAGCUGGACCGAGUGGACUGGAUAUUCAGUUGAGCUUUGUGAUGCACACGGCGAGUGGGAGAAUGGGUGGGAGAUGUUGUUUGAUCAAGUUGCUGGGAAAAAACUGGCUUCUGCGAGGAACAAAGUUUGGGCUUUGAAUAUGAGCCAAUGCGUUGAUGGAUUUGAUAGAAUGAAGAGACGGACGGCCCACUGGUAUGGGUCUGGACCCGAGGAAAUUUGCAGGCAGGGCCUCAAGCCGAGGUGACGACAAAACAGAUCUAGAUUUCGUAAAGAGAUAUUUGAGGUUUUUUUUUUUAUUAUUAUUUUUUUUUUUGUUUUUUUUCUUUAAGUGAAUGACACGCGUACAUUAACAAAGAAAUUAAGUGAACUCAAAGCCUAUGCAUGUUAUUGU
This is a messenger RNA of Striga asiatica, 1682 nucleotides long. NCBI's taxonomy places the organism in Eukaryota, Viridiplantae, Streptophyta, Magnoliopsida, Lamiales, Orobanchaceae. The record is from the annotation of a GenBank genome assembly.